AUGUUGGAGCCAAGAUUCAGUGGUGUCCUUUUCCUGUGGCUUCUGUGUGGAAAUUUGGUUCCAAUGGUGGAAUCAGCCAUAGGGUUUAACUGGGGCACCAUUUCUUCCCACAGGCUGAAGCCAACCACUGUGGUUGAUCUGCUGAGGGAAAACAAGAUCUCGAAAGUGAAGCUCUUUGAGGCAGACUCUGAUGUGCUGAGGGCUCUGAUGGGGAGUGGCAUUCAGGUGAUGGUGGGGAUCCCCAAUGAGAUGCUUCCCCUGUUGAGUUCUUCCCCUGCUGCUGCUGAUUUGUGGGUUAGACAGAAUGUUUCUGCUUAUGUGGGUAGAGGGGGUGCUGAUAUCAGGUAUGUUGCUGUUGGAAACGAGCCUUUCCUUUCAAGCUAUAAUGGUCAAUAUCAGAACUUAGUGAUGCCCGCAAUACUCAAUAUACAACAGUCUUUAGGCAAAGCAAAUCUUGCUGGUUAUGUAAAACUAGUUGUCCCUUGCAAUGCAGAUGCCUAUCAGUCCUCAGCACUUCCUUCCCAAGGGGCAUUCCGGCCUGAACUGACCCAAAUUAUGACUCAACUGGUUCAGUUCCUCAACUCAAAUGGUUCCCCAUUUGUCGUUAAUAUAUACCCCUUUCUUAGCCUUUAUGACAAUGGAGAUUUCCCACAAGAGUAUGCAUUUUUCGAGGGAACUACUCAUGCUGUCCAAGAUGGUUCCAAUGUUUACACUAAUGCAUUUGAUGGAAACUAUGACACUUUAGUUGCAGCCCUCAUUAAACUUGGAUAUGGUCAAAUGCCUAUAGUUAUUGGAGAAAUCGGUUGGCCCUCUGAUGGAGCCAUUGGUGCAAAUACCACUGCUGCAAAGGUUUUCAAUCAGGGCCUUAUCAAUCACAUUGCAAGUAAUAAAGGGACCCCCUUGAGGCCAAAUUCUCCACCUAUGGAUGUUUAUCUUUUCAGUCUGUUUGAUGAAGGAGCUAAGAGCACACUUCCUGGAAACUUUGAAAGACACUGGGGGAUAUUCUCUUUUGAUGGGCAGGCAAAGUAUCCGCUAAACCUUUUACUUGGAAACAAGGAAUUGAAAAAUGCAAGGAAUGUUGAGUAUCUUCCAUCUAGAUGGUGUGUGGCAAACCCCUCCAGUGAUUUGACAAAUGUAGUAAACCAUAUGAGACUAGCCUGUAGCGUUGCAGACUGCACUACCCUUAACUAUGGCGGUUCAUGUAAUGAAAUUGGUGAGAAGGGUAAUGUAUCAUAUGCUUUUAACAGUUACUAUCAGCUACAAAUGCAGGACUCUCGUAGCUGCGAUUUUGAUGGACUUGGUAUGGUUACUUUCCUAGAUCCUUCAAUUGGUGAUUGUCGUUUUCUUGUAGCAGUUACAGAUAAAGGCUCAGAUUCAUCUACGUCUGAAACAGCGUAUCAGUGUUGGAUUCUGUUGUCAGUUCUGAUUUUACAUGGGAUUUUUUUGCUUCCAAUGUGA
This is a messenger RNA of Sphenostylis stenocarpa, 1458 nucleotides long. The record is from the annotation of a GenBank genome assembly. Lineage: Eukaryota; Viridiplantae; Streptophyta; Magnoliopsida; Fabales; Fabaceae.